UGAGAACGAGGCGCUGUGGUGGGAGGUGGCCGGCCUGCGGCAGAAGCACGCGCAGCAGCAGAAAGUCGUCAACAAGCUGAUCCAGUUCCUGAUCUCCCUGGUUCAAUCCAACCGGAUCCUGGGCGUCAAGAGGAAAAUCCCCCUGAUGCUGAACGACGGCGGCGCCGCCCAUUCCAUGCCCAAGUACAGCCGGCCGUACUCGCUGGAGCACCACGGCAACGCCGCGUACUCCGCCCCGGCCCCGGCGCUGUCGGGCCCCGCGCUGCUGGCGGCCGAUCCCGGCCCCAAUUCCGGCCCCAUCAUCUCGGACGUGACCGAGCUGCCCCCGUCCAGCCCCGAGGCCUCCCCGGGAGGGAGCCUGGACGGAAGGAGCAGCCCGGCGAUCCGGAUCAAGGAGGAGCCUCCCAGCCCCACGGGGAGCCCGCAGGUGGAGGAGCCCAAGAGCGCCGGGAAUUCCGGGAAUUCCGGGAAUUCCGAGACCCCCCUGUCCCCCUCCACCUUCAUCGACUCCAUCCUGCGGAAAAACGACUCACGGGCCGCUCCGGGAAUCCCCAAUCCCAGGAAAAGUGCCUGA
Molecule: messenger RNA, 574 nt
Organism: Camarhynchus parvulus
Lineage: Eukaryota; Metazoa; Chordata; Aves; Passeriformes; Thraupidae
Product: heat shock factor protein 1-like
Exons: 5
Biological process (GO): regulation of DNA-templated transcription
Molecular function (GO): DNA binding; DNA-binding transcription factor activity
Source: RefSeq, a predicted model, not a curated record